This is a messenger RNA of Lachancea thermotolerans CBS 6340, 1980 nucleotides long. RefSeq names its product ATP-dependent 5'-3' DNA helicase HCS1 (gene HCS1). NCBI's taxonomy places the organism in Eukaryota, Fungi, Ascomycota, Saccharomycetes, Saccharomycetales, Saccharomycetaceae. Gene Ontology annotation, molecular function: ATP hydrolysis activity; DNA binding; RNA binding. The coding region runs from base 1 to 1980 and encodes 659 amino acids. The transcript has a single exon. The record is from RefSeq and is a predicted model, not a curated record.
AUGAACAAGGUGAUCGGCGAGAGAUUCCUCGAGUGCAUCGCUCAUGAGCAGUCCCAGGAUACGGAGCUUACGGCGCGAUUGCUGGAGACCCUGCCUCUUUCUCAGUUAGUAUCCAAAGGGCUCGCAAUAAACCAUCUAACGCUGCAGAAUGUCAGAAGUGGGCUCGCUGGUAGGCUAUACGUGGAACUGGGCCCUGACACAGCCAUUGACCAAGAGAUUAUCCGUGGCGACGUCAGAAAUGGAGACUUGGUAGUCAUCCGGCCCUCUGGCGCCAAGAAGGACGCGUUCAGUUGUGAAGGCGUGGUUACCAAGUGCAGCGAGAAGUGUAUCACAGUUGCAGUAGAUGAAGCUCAGGAGAAAGAUGCACUAAACCUUUAUAGUAGCUUGCGGCUGUACCUGCUCAAGACGACGAACACCAUCACAUACAAACGAAUGCAGUCGACUCUGCGCAAACUCUGCGAGUUUGACGGCGUGCCACAAAACGAAGUCAUUCAGUAUUUGCUCGACGCUCCUGUUUUCACUUCACAGACGCAACCGCUCAAGGUAGACUUCUUCAACCCUGAUCUCAAUACAUCCCAGAAAAAGGCUAUUGAGUUUUCUUUGCAAAAUAGAAUAAGCAUUAUCCAUGGCCCUCCCGGCACCGGCAAGACGCAUACGGUUGUUGAGCUAGUUCACCAGCUAUAUAAUAAGGGGCAACGAGUUUUGGUCUGCGGUCCUUCAAACAUCGCGGUAGAUACGAUUCUGGAACGUUUGGCCAAAGUAAUGCCAGGCGAGUCGCUUCUGCGGAUCGGACAUCCUGCUCGUCUCUUGGAAAGUAACCUCAGCCACUCCCUUGAGGUCCUGUCAAAAUCUGGUGACGCAGGCGCCAUCACCAAAGACAUAUCCAAAGAAAUCGACGAUACUAUCGCCUCCAUCAAGAAGCUUAAGUCAUACAAGCAAAGAAAAGAGCAGUGGAAAGAGGUAAGAGAGCUACGGAAGGAGCUUAAGCUGCGAGAAAAAAAGGUUAUUUCUGAUUUGGUUCUUUCCGCUCGCGUUGUCGUGUCAACCCUUCAUGGAUCUAGUGCUCGCGAACUUGUUGAUUGUUACAAGCACACCGACCAUAUUUUUGAUACACUUAUAAUAGACGAAGUUUCACAAAGUUUGGAACCACAGUGCUGGAUCCCUUUGAUAGCACACUACAAAUCGGACAUCCAGAAACUCGUCCUGGCUGGCGAUGAUAAGCAGUUGCCCCCAACAAUAAAAACUGAGGACAAUACUAAGGUUAAAAACACCUUGGGAACAACACUGUUUGACAGGUUGGUGAAGAAGUACGGCGACAGCUUUCGGAACCUGUUGGACACCCAGUACCGUAUGAACUCCGAAAUAAUGGAGUUUUCAUCCAUAAAGAUGUAUGACGGUAAGCUGAAAGCAGCAGAUUCAGUGGCGUCCUGGACAUUGGUCGAUUUGCCCGCUACUGAGUGUAAUGAGAAUACCGAAGUUCCGUUGAUUUGGUAUGAUACACAGGCAGGCGACUUUCCAGAGAGGGCAGAAGACCAAGACUCUGGAAGCUUGGUUUCGUCCAAGUAUAACGAAAAUGAAGCUUUUCUUGCUCUCCAUCACGUAACAAGCCUGAUAGACAGUAAUGUGCCACAAGAAUGUAUUGGAAUUAUAUCUCCUUAUAAUGCGCAGGUUGCAUUUCUCAAGAAAACAGUCCACCCGCAAUACCCUCUCGUUGAAAUAUCUACUGUUGAUGGUUUCCAAGGAAGAGAAAAAGAAGUUAUUAUACUGUCCUUAGUUCGUAGCAACGAUAAGUUCGAGGUAGGAUUUCUUUCUGACCAAAGGCGUCUUAACGUGGCAAUGACUAGGCCCAAAAAGCAGCUCUGUGUUAUUGGUAACAUGGAGACUUUAGAACGUAGCGGGAUUGAAUACCUUAAAGACUGGGUAAGGUGGUCCGAGGAGCAUAGCGAAAUUAGAUACCCUGACCUGAGCGAAAUCCUGUAG